Hypomesus transpacificus is the source of this 407-nucleotide messenger RNA. RefSeq names its product NADH:ubiquinone oxidoreductase subunit A1 (gene ndufa1). The transcript is spliced from 3 exons. Lineage: Eukaryota; Metazoa; Chordata; Actinopteri; Osmeriformes; Osmeridae. The record is from RefSeq and is a predicted model, not a curated record. Bases 135 to 347 code for a protein of 70 amino acids.
GACCGUCAAUGUGUCUAGGAGGACAGUAGACAUUUUAAUAGGAAAACAACACAAUUUCUCGGCUACGUUAUCUUCCAGGCACCUAAAGUGUCUGUUUCUUUACGUGUGUGUCUGACACUAUAUACACUGCAACUAUGUGGUAUGAAAUAUUGCCCGGUCUUGGCAUCAUGACCGCAUGUCUCAUUAUUCCUGGUAUUCUCACUGCUCAGAUCCAGAAGUUCACGAACGGGGGGAAGGAAAAGAGAAUUGCGCGAGUUCCUUACCAGUGGUACUUGAUGGAGAGAGAUAAACGUGUGUCAGGAACUGGAGUGUAUCACCAGUCUAAAGGACUUGAGAACAUCCAUUGAAGAUACAGAUUUCACAUAAAGCUGGAUUUUGGUUGUAAAUUAAACUACUGUUAUGCGAUA